UCAGCUGCAGGCAGAGGGGCUGAGCUGUCAGGAUCCCAAAGCCCUCAAAGCCUGCAUCCAGAUGGAGCUGGACACUAGAAGAGCUCAAAGAGGGCUGAACCUUGGGGGGCAGAAAUUUGGUUGCUGCGAUGGCCUCUCUGGCAGAGCUUCCCUUACCGACCAUCAGCAACUUGUCUGGCCUGGGGCCGGGGCCCCUGCAGGACACACAGACCAGGAGCCACAAGUGGUGGCAAAUAGAUGAGGCUCAGGACCUGGAGCUCCAAGGUGCCAGUCACUGGUCUUACCAAAUGAAGCAGGAACAUCGGGACCCAGGACCCUGGCCCGAGCAAGUUGAAGGGGACAGAGGGGCAGAGGGGGAUGACCCUUGCUGGGACCUGGAUUUCUUCCUCACCUAACUUCCCUGGGCCAGGGCAGGGCCAGGGCCAGAGCUCUGCCUAGCUCAUCCCUGUGGCCUGUUCCCUGAGGGCCCUGGCUUUGUCACUGAGCUCCAGGAUCCUAAAGAACAACCCAACUGGGGCUGCUCAGCCCCUCGGCCCCUAGCCACUGAGGCAGUGCCCUUUGGAGCAAAUCCCUUGCCCCUGGGCCCUAGCUCCAGUCUCAAAGCCCAGACAGGGCUACCCCCAUUCUCAGCCUCCAGUCUUAGAGAUGGCGGGGGAGGAUUCCCUCAGCCAGGGGCUGGAUAUACUGGGCCUACUGCUCCAGUGAUGACACCUUAUGGCUUGCUGGGUUCAUACCCUGCCUUCUACCCAGCCCCUCACUACCAAGCCCGGUUCCAGCUAUAUCGAAGAGAGCCUGGACCAAGUUCUAGCCCUGGGCCAGGGCCCCUGGCCUUCCUGGGUCCCCCAGCACCCCCUGAGUCAGAGGAUGAGGCCACUAGGCCUAAGCGGAGUCGCCGACCUUGGGCACGGAAGCGCCAGGCAGCCCACACCUGUGGACAUCCAGGCUGUGGAAAGACUUACACCAAGAGUUCCCACCUCAAGGCCCAUCUAAGAACCCACACAGGGGAGAAGCCUUAUGCUUGCUCCUGGGAGGACUGUGGCUGGAAGUUGCCCGCUCUGAUGAGCUGACCCGGCAUUACCGGAAGCACACUGGACAACGCCCUUUCCAGUGCCAGCUGUGUUCUCGCGCCUUCUCCCGCUCAGACCAUCUCGCCUUGCACAUGAAGCGCCACCUGUGAGGCCCAACAGGCUGAGCCUGACCUCCAAGAACGGGAUGGAGCCCCAGGCAGAGCCUGGAAUAGGCCACAGAAGGAGGGAAUCACAGGUUAAGACCUUGGACAGAGCCACACUCCCGAUCAUGGAAGGAGCCAAAGCCAGAGACAGGCAGAAGAAUCCUGGCCAAGACCCAGGGCACCCAGGAACAGAAGCACCAGUGAUACAUGGACUGAGACAUUGAACCCAGCCCAGGGGUUGCCAUGUCCUGCCAGAGACCACCAGCCAAUGCCUGAGCAGGGUCACCCUCAGCUCCCAGCAUUGGACCCAUGGGGAGUGUUGUUGGUCGCUGGGGCCUCCAUGCCUCUGCCCUCUCUCCUCCAGAUCCCAUUGUGCUCAGCAGAAGGGAUCCCCUCUGAUCACAGGCUUCCACCAACCCUGUAGCUGCCCUCCCCCAUGAUCACCAGCCCGUUGCUGUGAAUGGUUAAGGUUCCCCAGCCCACCCUCACCACUGGCCCUAGCCUGCUCCUUGACAUGUGUGUACGAACAGUCCUGGGCGGGGCUUCCCACAGCCUGCUUUGUAAAGCUGCCUUUUUCUCC
Molecule: messenger RNA, 1751 nt
Organism: Dromiciops gliroides (monito del monte)
Lineage: Eukaryota; Metazoa; Chordata; Mammalia; Microbiotheria; Microbiotheriidae
Gene: KLF1
Product: Kruppel like factor 1
Biological process (GO): regulation of transcription by RNA polymerase II
Molecular function (GO): DNA-binding transcription factor activity, RNA polymerase II-specific; RNA polymerase II cis-regulatory region sequence-specific DNA binding
Source: RefSeq, a predicted model, not a curated record